GAAGUAAGACGUUUAUUGACAAUAUGGCCGCGGAACUGGGUUUGGAUUUGGAGAAAAUUGCAAUUUGACAGCACUCACCGGGGCUGCGAUAACAAGCCGUUUCCACAGCAGGAGUGGACGGAACCGAUGCAUUUGAAUGAAGGGACCCGUGAAUCCACGGCAUGGUGUCAGUGAGCUGAGGAAACGUCCAGAGAGCCGAACCCGUCAUGUCGUUUUUCAAGAGGAAAGCUAAAAGCAAAGAACCUGAGAGAGUGACGGAUGCUAAAGUCAAUAGAGCUCCAGUCAGCCCUCACUCUCCAUCACUAGGACUGAGGAACCACCAUGCCAUCCAGGAAGCUGCUGGGCCCAGCCAUGUGGCCAUCAACGCCAUCUCUGCCAACAUGGACUCCUUCGCCCGCGGUCGCACCGCCAUACUCAAGAAGCAGCCAAGUCACAUGGAGGCUGCACACUUUGGAGAUCUUGGUCAUUCCAGUGUGAACUAUCAGCCCCAGGAGACCCGCUCUAGACUGUCCAAGACAGUAGACCAGGUGCUUCGGGACAAUGUGGCGAUGCCCCACUACAUGCAUUUCACGGAACUGCAAGGCGCUGACCACCUGGUUCGGUUCUGGUUGGAGGCUGAGAGUUUCCGUUCUACCAGCUGGUCGCGUGUCCGAGCGCACAGCCUCAACUCUGUCAAACACAGCUCCUUGGCUGAGCCGGUUCCCAUCUCUCCAGAUGUCUCAGAGCUCCCCCAAAAUCCAGCCGAUCCCUUCGCCCGGCACAAUAGCAGUGAAGGUGCUAUGGUGCCGUCUGAGCGGCGGGACUCCUCCAGCACAGAAGCAGGCCUGAGACCCAGUACGCCUCGAGUAGAAACUCCCAGCAGGCAGACACCCUCCAGAACAGGGACUCCCUACAAAGUGCAGUCAAACAGCACCCUGCGAGAUCUCUCUGACAAACUCAUGAAAAGUAUAGAGAAGGAUGCUGUCACCAUCUUCACCAAGUACAUCUCUCCAGAUGCUGUGAGGCCCAUUCCCAUCACAGAACAGAUCAGAAAUGACAUAGUUGCUAAAAUAUGUGGAGAAGAUGGCAUGGUGGACCCAAACUGCUUUGUCAUUGCACAGUCGGUAGUCUUCGCCAUCCUGGAACAACAGCACUUUAGUGAAUUCCUGCGGAGCCAUCAUUUCUGUAAAUACCAGAUUGAAGUGUUGACUAGUGGCUCUGUGUUCCUGGCUGACAUCUUGUUCUGUGAGUCAGCUCUCUUCUACUUCUCUGAGUACAUGGAAAAGGAAGAGGCAAUGAAUGUACUGCAGUUCUGGUUGGCAGCAGACAACUUCCAGAACCAGCUAGCAGCUAAAAAGGGCCAGUAUGACGGCCAGGAGGCUCAAAAUGAUGCCAUGAUCCUCUACGAUAAGUAUUUCUCACUCCAGGCCACCAACCCUCUGGGCUUCGGUGACUCUGUGCGGAUGGAGAUAGAGUCAAAUAUCUGCCGAGAGGGAGGGCCACUCCCCGACUGUUUCACCACUCCACUCAGACAGGCCUGGACAACCAUGGAGAAGGUCUACAUGCCAGGCUUCCUGUCUAGCAACCUUUACUACAAAUACCUGAGUGACCUCAUCAAUUCUGUGCGGGCAGACGAGUUUGUGAAUGUCAGCACUCCAGGUCAGGGCGGGCCCGCGGACAACGACCGCUCAAGUUCAAAUGCCAGCGAGGCCUCUCAGAUUCAGCAAGGUUCUAGAAAGGCAGUGAUCAAGAUUCUGAAAAACUUUGACGAGGCAAUCACGGUGGACGUUGCCAGUCUGGACCCCGAGUCCCUGUACCAGCGACCGUACGCUGGAAAGAUGACGUUUGGGAAGGUGAAUGAGCUGGGCCAGUUUAUCAGGGAGGCAGAGCCAGAGCCGGAUGUGAAGAAAUCCAAAGGUUCCAUGUUUUCUCAAGCCAUGAAGAAAUGGGUCCAAGGCAACUCAGAUGAGGCCCAGGAGGAGAUGGCGUGGCAGAUUGCCAAGAUGAUUGUCAACGAUGUUGUCCACCAGUCAAACCAUGACAGCCCCAGCAAGAGCACCAAGUUAUGACCCCAGUGAGGAACCAAAGGACUGUCACUCCCUGCAGAUGCUGGCCAAGCCAGUGAUAGACUGUCCACAGGGUUCAUACUGCAAUGAACUGCAUUACUCUGGAAAAGAACAAGGCAUCUCAUCACCUCCCCAGCCACCAUGUGUCUGAAUGUGUGUGAGCUUGGGCGAGUGAUUGGUCACACAUGGACUAAUAGAAAACUUGAAGUACAUCAUAGUUCCAAUUUUCCAACUCCAUAACACUAUAAAGGUACAUGUGUAGUCUCCAAAAGUAAAGCAGAGUGCUGGCAUCAGACUGGAGGAAGUUAUUGUAGAGGAAGGAGCAUGAUACCAGAAGAAAGCUGGCACGAAGAAGAAGCAGCAUGUUGGUCGGGGCUAUCACUGCUUUGUCAGUCUUACUGCGGACCUGUGGAGGAAGUGACAAAGACUAAAUUAUGCUCACUCCAUCAUGACACACGUCCCCACACCUUUUACAACCAUUCCUUGUUUUUACAUGAAAUGCUCUCUUAAGGGUCGGCUGCUUAAGGCUUAUCGGUUUGGAGCGUUGUACAGUUUUUUGCAUACGCUUCCCUCAGCCUGCCUGGAGUGGUUCUGUCAGCUGUUCGCCGAUGUUAGCUGUCCUAACCUUUGCGUACUGUAGAACAUCUAGAAAUGUGACAAUGAAACAGAAGAUUUGUCGGACUGGAUGACCUUCUGUAUGAAUAUCCCGGCACCUUUACAGAGCGUAGAAGAAAUACUCCCUAAAUGAACUUAAGUGCUCCAGUUGUGUUGGAAAACUCCAAGCUCCUUGUCCUAAAUGUUCUCAAUAUAUAAAUAUAUAUUUAGGUUUCUGGUUUACCCCAUAUAUUAAUGUUAGUCCUUUUUUAUGGUGAUCACUUUUUUUUUAUACAUCGCUGAAACAAACCUCAGUGAUGGCCGGACUGUUCAACUGGAAAGUGUGCUCAGUAAAUUAAAGUUUUUUAAAUUUCGUUUGAGCCUUACAAAGAUGUGGAAAAGAACCAGAAAAGACUCUUGGUACUAUGUACCACUAAUGUUUUCUGACAUGUAUGUGUACUUAAUCUAUAAUAUAUUUAAAUUGUGUUUGAUUUAAAUACAUAUAUUAUGAAAUAUU
Amphiprion ocellaris (clown anemonefish) is the source of this 3156-nucleotide messenger RNA. RefSeq names its product A kinase (PRKA) anchor protein 10 (gene akap10). Bases 207 to 2048 code for a protein of 613 amino acids. Gene Ontology annotation, molecular function: protein kinase A binding. Gene Ontology annotation, cellular component: plasma membrane. Gene Ontology annotation, biological process: intracellular protein localization. The record is from RefSeq and is a predicted model, not a curated record. The transcript is spliced from 15 exons. Lineage: Eukaryota; Metazoa; Chordata; Actinopteri; Pomacentridae.